AGAGUUAGACAGGGAGGGAAAUGGGGGAGAAGAUGAGGAAAGACUUCUUCGCAAUGUAAGUUGGAUUUCAUCAUAGCUUUGCCUGUCUCCCUCUGUUCCUGGGCCAGGUCUGACUAGAGUCCCCUGCCCACCCAAUUAGGAAGGGCAGCAGCUGUGAACACGCCUAUUGUGAUGUGCUCAUAGGCAGAACGGGGGGGGGGGCAGGCAGGGCACGUGCCCUAGGCGCCACUGAGGUGGGGGUGCCAUGCCAGUUCCUGCCACCCCCACCCCAUUGCCCACCUGCCCAGCCCCAGGGCCCCUCAGCCACUUGCCUCCAGCUCCGGCCUACGAUCGGCAACGAGGCCUAGGAUGGGAGCAGCUGGGCGGGGCUUCCAGAGAGGCCUCCGAGUAGGCCUCCCUGAAGCCUGAACUCGGCAGGCCCCAGCAAGCCAGGAAGGAGGCUGGCAGAGCUCCCUGCAGCAGACCAGACCAUCCAGCGCAGCUUUUGCAAGGUUGCGAAGGGUCUGCAGCUGCUGCAAGGAGCUGUUUCAAGCCUCCCCCUCAUGUGACUCCAUCAUGGGCAAGACCCCCAGACGGAGGUUCUGGAAGAGGAGGAACCGGAUUGGACCCCCUCCGGCUCCUCCUCCAACUACAGCUUCUCCUCCAACUCCAUCUUCUCCAAUUCCACAAGGGGACUCCCAGGCAUCUUCAGGAGUCACAAUCGACUUGAGCCCUGCAGAGAAGAUAAGAGAAAGAGAUAAGGUCAUCCUCUGGUGGACAACCUUGCUGGAUUCCAUUGUGGAGAGCGUGCAAGAGGCUGAGUCCAGGUGCCAGGAUACAGUGGAAUUCAGCAAGGUGAAGGUUGUGAAAGCCGUUUUGGAGAUAAUGGAGGAUGUUACAGUGCAUCCGGACCCUGGCUCCUUCUUCAGAAAAGCCAUGGACACCAUCACGGAGCUGAGCAAAAUGAAGCCAGCGUUGCCCCAAGAGCUCUGGUUGGCAGUGCUGCACGUGGCGGUGUCCGGGGCCAACUACCUGGAGCCAGGGACCCAGAAUGAGACCUUUCAAUGUCUCCAAAGCAUGCUUAGGGGGUUGCUGGAGGAGGCCCCCUUGGCUCACAACUUGGCCAGCAUCUUGAAGCCACAGGAGCUCCACAGGUACAGCAGUGCUAAGGAGCCCCAACUGCAGGCUCUGGCCCAGGAAGCCUGCAGCUGUCUUCUGGAACAUGCUGCCAGCCUGCCAGGUUUUCAUCUGACAACACUGAAGUAUCCUUUGCCAAAAAAUAAAAAAUAAAGAGCAGCAUCCAAGGGUGAGAGAUAUGCUUUUCAUAAGAAAAAGCAUAAGAAAAAGAACUUGUGUCCAUAGCACAACAAUUAAACCAAGAUGUACCCUGAUGAGGCCUCUCUCGACGCUCAAAUUCAAGGAAAAAGCCACGUCACAGCUGCAUCAAGUGAUGAAUAUGUGUAUGUGAAUUAGCUUUUAAUAUUGUUUGCUUUUGUGGAUGGGGGGGGGGGCGGACAUUCUUUUAAUUUGGUUCUUGCAUCUCUACAUCUCUUCAAAUCCACUAGAGACUUCUCUCUCAAACUGGUAAAGAGGAUACAUGUGCAGAGGUGACAAAUUCAGAUGCAGCAUUUUAUAUUUUCAUUGUAUGCCAAAUGUGUAUAAAUGUAAUCUGAUUUUAUAUUAUCAUCUUAUUAUUAUUAGUAUUAUCAUUGUUAUUUUAAUAUUGUUGUAUUGCUGGUCUACGACCGAAAUAAAGUUUUACUUACUAUUUUCA
Messenger RNA from Hemicordylus capensis (graceful crag lizard), 1753 nucleotides. RefSeq lists its product as uncharacterized. The transcript is spliced from 11 exons. Lineage: Eukaryota; Metazoa; Chordata; Lepidosauria; Squamata; Cordylidae. The record is from RefSeq and is a predicted model, not a curated record. The coding region runs from base 556 to 1269 and encodes 237 amino acids.